CUCACACUCACCAAAGAAUAAACAAGACAAGAUGGAACCGCGGCGAUACAUCUCGCACAGCAAUGGGCCCGACAGGCUCUGCAUUAACCGACCAGAAGGCUUUGGCCCCUACUCGGCGCUCUCCGCGCCCAUCCCUACGUCCUGCUUCGUAGAUACCGUGCUGCUCCCUUUGCCUAUUUACAUCGCGAUCGUCAUCACGUUUGUCUGUCUCCCAGGCGGAACAGGACAUGUCCAGCGCGAGCGCCAUGGCAUCCCACGCCCAAAGAUGGCAAGGCCGCACCUGAUCACGCUCACCAUCUAUUACCUUCUCAUUGUAUGCCUCGUUGCCAUGCAGGCGCUUGAGAUUGCGCGCUUGGCCAAACUCGACUAUGGCAUUGGGCUUCUGCCCUUCAUGUUUGUCGGUCUACUGCUUGCUGCCUUUCUUCACUUUACUGAAGGUAUUGAGGGCCUCGUUGUUGGCUGGCGCGGUCUCAAUGUCUUUAUAUGGCUGGGAACCAUGGUCAUGUCUAUUGUCAAGGUCGUCGGGUUGCAUUACGAAGGAAACGACCGUACUGGCUCCGCAUAUCCCAUGAGCGACCAGAUUCUGGACGUGAGCGUCAUGGCUGGUGUCUAUGCUGUUCUUAUUGUGCUGGAAAUCGUGCUUCGCCGGUGGGGAAACAGAAUCACGCGGCCCCGAUCGGAAUGAUGCUUAGGCAAUGGUCUUUAUUUUUAUUUUGGCGUUUUUUGUCAGAGCCGCUGGUAUCCGCGUAUUCGGCAACAUCUCAGUUAUGUUGACCACAAGAGGCUGCCUUAUGACUGUUCCAGCCCUUCGAUAGUAGCAGCGCCACCUGCUUAUUGCGGCUGGAAAUGCAUGACACGCGCGCUGCUCUGGCAUCGGCACUCUAAUAUCCAUGGCGAACGAUAUAUAUUCUAUUCUCACCGCCAAAAGAUAUAAUGAGAGGAUUGCCAGGCCGACCUCAGCUCUGGAUCUUCUCUCAUACUGGGGCACACUGCAACGAAGCAGAAAAUAUCAACAACAAGAGGAGCUACGCGUUGUAAUAUCGCCGCCUCACUACCCCUCAGAUCUAGGCCUCGCUUCACCAUUCGGGCGGGCGCACGGGCGCACCUUUGUGUAGAUUUCAGCUCAUGCAAGCCUCCCGCGUAUAGAUCCCAGUCCUCGGCACUGUUCAGCAAGGAUGGUCGGCACUCCCACGGCCCGUCGGUGGAGAAAAUGAGGCCUAGACUACACUUGCCGUCUAGUUGUAUAUAACCUGUCUGUAUAUAAUAUAU
Molecule: messenger RNA, 1269 nt
Organism: [Torrubiella] hemipterigena
Lineage: Eukaryota; Fungi; Ascomycota; Sordariomycetes; Hypocreales; Clavicipitaceae
Source: the annotation of a GenBank genome assembly